Messenger RNA from Pseudocercospora fijiensis CIRAD86, 1653 nucleotides. RefSeq lists its product as uncharacterized. The record is from RefSeq and is a predicted model, not a curated record. The transcript has 2 exons. The coding region runs from base 1 to 1653 and encodes 550 amino acids. Lineage: Eukaryota; Fungi; Ascomycota; Dothideomycetes; Mycosphaerellales; Mycosphaerellaceae.
AUGAACCAGCCCUUGGGCGCAUCAAUCUGGUCCGACUCGGCAUCGGGCAACGAGAACGCCCGGCCAACCCAGCCGACUGGCGCCACGCCAUCUGCUCCACAGAGCUUCUCCUUCGACACCUCCACUACCAGCAACAACAACAACAUCGACACCGCAUCGUCGACACCACCUGCUGGCGCCCUCCCGCCGCACGUUCAAGCCAGCCGUCGAGCACCAUCGCCAGCGCUUAGCGCCUCCUCUACCACCUCAACUCCUACCGACGCCACCAUCGCCGACAUGUCGAAUACGGCUCGAGGCCCCACGCUGUUCAAUCCGCAGCAGGCCAAGCUGCUCAAGUCCGAUCCGGACUACUUGGAAACUCGUCGCACCUCAGCUAGGCCUUCUCGCUCUCGUGCCACGGCAGUCGCUAGCUCUCCAGCCCCUUCGUCAGCACCACGGCAGAGCCUCAUGGCCAGCUUCAAUGCAACACCUAGUCGCGCACCAAUGUCCAAUGGCCCUUCACAGUGGAAUCAGAUGCAGAAAGAGGAGCCGCGCGGUCGUGCGACUCAGAUCACAUCUGCUGCUGCUGCUGCCGCCGCCGCCGUCGCCGCCAACCCACAUGACCGUAUCAACGAGCACAAGGCGGCCGCUCCAGCUCCAGCCACGCCGCUGUCACAAGCAACUGCUCGUGGUCUUGGUAGCAUGGGAGGCGAGGAGGAGGUUCUCAAGGUCGAGAGCACGGUGAACAGCACCAACAGCUCAACCGCUGCCACGCCAGCUGUCAGCUUGCGCGAGCCCACAUCGUCUUCGUCCAACUCCGGUGAUAAGCUCCUUGACGCUGUAAAGGCUAGAUUCCGCGCCAUUGGGGAGGAUCAGGAGGCGGCUAAGAAGGCUAAGGCCGAGACACCGGCCGCGCCACCGGCUGCACCACUACCGUCGACUUCGUCCCCCGCGCCGGCGCCGGCGCCUGUGUUCUCGACUCCUCUCGCCAUCAGCACUGCCAAGCCAGCUGCUGCAGAGCCCUCUGCGGCUGAUCGGAAGACCGAUCUCAUGAACAAGGCUGCUGCAGUCGAGAAGAAGGCCGAGCUGGAUGUGCCAUCGCUGGCCGCUAAGCCGAUCGCUCCGCAUGAGCGCAAGAAGGCUGCUGAGGAGAAGCCAACUGAGCCACCGAAAGCCGCGCCGAAGGUUGAGCGAAAGAUUCAACCGAAGGUCGAGGCUAAGGCUGAGAUCAAGCCUGUGAUCAAGACUGAGCCGAAGAUUGAGCCUGCCGCUGCCGCUCCCAAGCCGACCAACACGCCGAAGCCUCCCGCAAUGCCGACGCCGGCCGCUUCACCUGACUUUGAUGCCGACGCAGCAUAUCAGAAGCGCGUGGGCGAGCUCGUGGCUAUAACGAAGCAGAAUCCGGCUCGUGCCGCCAUGGAGUGGGAUUCACUCAAUGAGAUGAACACCGUCCUCGAGGAGAUGGCCGAGGUCCAGCAGGAGAGGGGGGCUCUUGUAGCCAAGCGCAUCGAGAUGAACGCCAAGAUCGAUGCCGCUAUUGCGCUCAAGGAUAUGCGUAUCGCUGGCUGCUUGAACACAUACUCCAGGAUCAAAAAGAUGCGCAAGGAGGAGGAGGAAGAGGCAUUCGCCCAGGAGGGCGGGGCUAAGCUCAAUGGCUUGAAGCAGGAGGAGUAG